AUGACUGUAUCUGAAGGGAAUUCCGAAGACGCUCCGGACACAAUGUCUCAGAUGACAAAGAAGCGCAAGCACUCGGAUGACUCUAAGCCAACUCGCCGCGCCUUGAGUUGCACCGAAUGUAAAAGGAGGAAAACCAAGUCGGAAAGAUCCCCUGUGAUUCGUGUCGAUGUAAACCCGACGAAUCCUGCACCUGUUCCAUCUACAGUACAAAGUGAAGUAGAUGCCCUGCGGGAGCAAGUGAAUCGAUUGGAGAAACUGGUCACUACCAUCAGUCGUAAUGCAACCAUCGACGCAUCCGAUUCUAAUCGACCAGCUCAGCCGACGCCGCUUUAUAAUCUGGAGCAUGCGGCUACGAGUCUAGAACAUUUCGUAGUGGGGCCAGGGGUUCGACCGGGUAUUACCGACACUCCUGGUUCUCCUCUCAAUCAGUCCAAGAUCCAACCACAGGCCACCUCGUCACCGCUAUCGUGGAUAUAUGGCGACUCUAGUUUCGAUCAGACCCUUCUGACCAUACUCCCCCGUGUGUUGCCAAAUUCUCCGCUUGGUCAACAGCUUGUGGAAGACUUCUUUGGUGGCCCGAUACACAUAGCCUGGCAUCAAUACAGCAUCCUCGGUCUGGACGAUUUCGAGGUCAUCGUCGAUCCAGUAUGGUUCGCGGUGUACCUGAUGGUCCUCGCUUUCGCCAUCAAAUUCCCUCAUCCUAAUCGCUUGCUCUCGGUAGCGUCGCUCAGUACCUCACAGCCUGAACUCUUAUCGACCUUACAACGGGCAAGUGUGAAAGCCCUUGACUCGUCAAACUACAUGUCAGAUCCACAAAUAAGCCACAUACAGUCUGGUUACAUUGUCUCCCAAUCAUUCUCUGGAGAUCUGUCGGCAGCUGUACCACCUGCUGAAGUUUAUGGAUGGAACGAUAUUCAAGCGGCCGGGUUUAUGGAGAUUAUCAAGGAAUGUGACUACCAGCAUACUUUGCUACCCAAAGAACACCCUUUCAUUGAGAUGACAGAAGCUACCUUGCCUAGAGAAGCGCUUUUGUCGACACAAUUCGAAGCUUUAGCAGAAGCUCCGCUUUAG
Messenger RNA from Kwoniella shivajii, 1071 nucleotides. RefSeq lists its product as uncharacterized. Bases 1 to 1071 code for a protein of 356 amino acids. The transcript is spliced from 8 exons. The record is from RefSeq and is a predicted model, not a curated record. NCBI's taxonomy places the organism in Eukaryota, Fungi, Basidiomycota, Tremellomycetes, Tremellales, Cryptococcaceae.